UGUCUGACCAGCGACCGGGAUCUUGGAGUAUUAGCCAGUAAGCAUAGUACCCCUGGGCAUCGCUAGCCAUACCCGGGUGCGAGACCGUCAGAUCCGACUCGAUACUCAUUAUCUAGCUCCCAGGUCACCACCUCGACUGUCCGAUCCUGUCCUCCAAAUUGGAGUCGAAAAGCACUGAGAACGGGCCAUCACCUGGGUGAUCCAAGGCUUAAACUCUCGAGGUCCACCUCGCCUUCAUCCAUUCUCCGAGCAUUCAGGGGAUCUGACAUAUCGAACCUUACCACACCAUUACUAUGACUUUUCAUCCGCGCGAAAAGGGGCGGAUGGCAAAAUCUGGAAGGUCAGAGGAGGAAUUCGUUCUUUUUCUUCAAGGGAUCCCUGCGCAUUGUCGAUGGCAAGAGCUCAAGGACCUGGUCCGUCAGACUGCCUUACAUAUCCGUCAAGCAGUAGUCUAUGACGACCAGCACGGAUUCCCAACCGGUCUAGGCCAGAUCAUCGUGAAAAACGAAGACGAAGCAUGGCGGACCUACCAUAGACUAUCCACCAACGGCUGGGAGGGUCAGAGUCUAGUUGUCACAUUGGCACGAACCAGUUCACCCACACGGCCAAUUGCUGGGCCCACAAAGAGUCCGACCUAUGUGGUGCCGCCCAACUAUAUAGCAGGCUACUCGACGCCGCCACGCGCCACCCAGAGCAUGGCCGUGCCUCCGUCCCCUAUUUCCCCCGAACCGGUCAUGUCCACGAGUCCAAAUGGCCCGAAAUAUCCAACCCCUGAUUACGGCCCCAUGAUCAAUCCCAUGGGGUUGCCCCAUCAGCCUUUCAUGCCUAUAUUCACAGAUCCCAUCACACAGCAACCCAUUCCCGCCAUCCCGCCAUCCCCUGCUCCUCUCCGUCACUCGUUUGGCGAUGCCUUCGCCGCUCCCAUCUUCCCACCAUAUCCGAUUCCGACCAUGCAACCGUUUCCUGAUGCCCCCAUGCACGGAGGCUUUCGUGUGCCCGGGCGUCGGGCCCACAUCUCCGGCAAAUCUUCCUACGGCCACAAUCCGGCCUACCAGCCCGGUGGCCCCGGCCCCCGUCCCUCCCCACGACGGACUAUCUUCGCACAAAACCUCAGUCCCACUACAACCGACAAGGACUUUUGUGCCUUCAUUGAAGACUGCGGCGCCAUAGUGGAGCAAUCCGAGGUGUCAACGGACCCAGGCACCGGCCGCUGCAAGGGCUUCGCGCGGGUGACGCUACGCACGGCGGAUGAAGCCAAACGCGUUGUGGCACUUUACAACGGCACCUACUUCAUGGGCGCUAGGAUCCGCGUUAAGAUCGAUCGGAGUAUCCAUCUCGCGUACAAUCUGGCCCGUGAGGGGCACGCGGGGCGUGCCUCUGCGCCAUCAGUUACCAUGAACCGCCCGGUCGUAAGAGAGGAUGGGCCAACCGGUGCUAACACUAGCAGCCAGCGGUCGGCAUCACUGUCAUCCUCUACAUCGUCCUCUAAAUCGGGCGAAUCUUGCGGACCCUUGGUCGUCAAUGGGUCUAAUACUAGACGGAGAGCUGUGGUUACUUAGCUUUCCGACAACCAGGUCACUCUAAUUAUCUAUAAUCGUAUAUGUCUCUUCACUUCGGGCGGUCAAGGCGGAUGGAGGGAAUCGGGGUCUUGUUUAUUGGUUUGGGAUCGAAUGUGAUUUAUCCGUCAUCUACUCCAUACGCGCGUGUCAUCGAGUGUUGUUUCCGGCGUCAGGGGGUAAAACGGGUACUAUAUAGAUUGGAUAGGAAGUUAGCGGUAUAGCGUCUAGAACGUAUCAAAUCCUGUUCUGUAAUAUAUAGCUCAAAAGAGAAUAAUAGUGAUAAUGCAUGC
Molecule: messenger RNA, 1849 nt
Organism: Aspergillus sclerotioniger CBS 115572
Lineage: Eukaryota; Fungi; Ascomycota; Eurotiomycetes; Eurotiales; Aspergillaceae
Exons: 4
Coding region: 294-1559 (421 amino acids)
Cellular component (GO): ribonucleoprotein complex; nucleus; cytoplasm
Molecular function (GO): mRNA binding
Source: RefSeq, a predicted model, not a curated record